Endocarpon pusillum Z07020 is the source of this 675-nucleotide messenger RNA. RefSeq lists its product as uncharacterized. The record is from RefSeq and is a predicted model, not a curated record. Gene Ontology annotation, cellular component: membrane. NCBI's taxonomy places the organism in Eukaryota, Fungi, Ascomycota, Eurotiomycetes, Verrucariales, Verrucariaceae. Bases 1 to 675 code for a protein of 224 amino acids. The transcript is spliced from 2 exons.
AUGGCAAAUAGAGUCCUCUUCGCCUUCAUGGGCUUCGAGGCUCUUUUUGUUAUUGGCGGCAUAAUCAUACUUGUGGUUGCUCUGCUCACAAGAGCAGCACUCAACGGCAAGCAGAACUUGGACAAUGUUGCGAACAAUCUGUUGCUAUCGCAAGGACCAUUGACAGCCGCAAUCGUCAAUGCCGUGUUCGUCUUCGUAACCUUCCUCCUCUGCAUUCCCUCCAUCGCCGCACCCACAAACCGAACUUUCCUCAAAGCCCAUGGCUAUGCCGUCAUGUGCUGCGCAAUCUUUACCCUCGUUGUCGGCCUCGAUAUCUGGUUUCGAACCCUUAACACCCGUGCCAACCUAGCCACCGUCUGGGGCAAUCAGACCACCGAGACACAAUCCCUCCUCCAGCAGCGUUUCAACUGCUGUGGAUAUUGGAACGCAACGUCCCCUCCUUUUGUACCGGACAACGUGUGCACAAGUACCCUCGUUGCUGCAAAUCUGCAGGGCUGUAUCGGUCCGUUUUCAUCCUUUGCCAAUUCGCUGAACAGCAUGAUCUUCACAGCGGACUUUGGCAUUGUCGCCAUCGAUGUUUUUCUAAUACUUGGCAUUGCUUGUCUGUUGAAGGACCGGAAAGAGAAAGAGCGAUAUGCAUUGAUUGACGCGAAGACUGGAUUUGGACCUAUAUAG